Molecule: messenger RNA, 777 nt
Organism: Polyodon spathula (Mississippi paddlefish)
Lineage: Eukaryota; Metazoa; Chordata; Actinopteri; Acipenseriformes; Polyodontidae
Product: POU domain, class 5, transcription factor 3-like
Exons: 8
Coding region: 1-777 (258 amino acids)
Biological process (GO): regulation of transcription by RNA polymerase II
Molecular function (GO): DNA-binding transcription factor activity, RNA polymerase II-specific; RNA polymerase II cis-regulatory region sequence-specific DNA binding
Source: RefSeq, a predicted model, not a curated record
AUGCUGUACCCUGGAUCGGUUUCCCUCCUGCAGAAAGCCAUGAUGCCCAUGCUGAACCAGGGGCAGGCACGCCUGGUGGAGGAGGCGAGUGAAACCAAGCCAUUCGCUGACACCUGUGAGAACUGCAUCUCGUCGGGCAGCCCCUCGGAAGAGGACAAAGGGCUGACGAGCUCAGAUCUGGAGCAGUUUGCCAAAGAGUUGAAGCACAAGAGAAUUACACUGGGAUUCACACAAGCUGAUGUGGGACUGGCGCUGGGUGUGCUUUAUGGAAAGAUGUUCAGCCAGACAACAAUCUGCAGGUUUGAGGCCCUGCAGCUGAGCUUCAAGAACAUGUGCAAGCUGAGGCCGCUGCUGGAGCGUUGGCUGAGAGAGGUGGACACCAACGAGAACCUUCAGGAGUUGUGUAAUCUGGAGCAGGCUGCUAUCCAGGCUCGCAAACGAAAAAGGACGAGCAUCGAGAACAAUGUGAAGGGGACGCUGGAGUCAUAUUUCGACAAGUGUCCCAAGCCCUCUGCACCAGAGAUAGUACAGAUCGCAGACGACCUCAAUCUGGAGAAGGAUGUGGUGCGUGUUUGGUUCUGCAACCGAAGACAAAAAGGCAAACGAAACGCCUUCCCAGGGAUUGAGGACUACGGUAGCGGUACUGUGCAGUACAGUGGUAUCCCCACCAUGGCCCUCCACAAUCCCAUGAUGCCUCAGGGCUACGGCUCAUCCUUCGCUACCACUCUCUAUGUCCCCCAGUUCCAUGAAGCUCUCAAAGUGAAGGUCACUUUAUAA